UUUUAUUAAAAAGAAAAUACUUUCUAGCUGUUUCUCUUGUUUGUUCUUCAUGUAUAAUCAAAACAUGUGAUUUGUAGCCACACAUACGCAGCAAAGAGAUAUAAGUCUGUGUACCUUGAGCUCACAGGCUAUCAUGGCUGCCAAAUCCAAGCAACCGCCUCACUUCCUUCUCAUCCCACUCAUGGCUCAAGGCCAUCUAAUCCCCAUGGCCGAUUUGGCCAAGCUUCUAGCUGAAAAUGGAGGCAGAGUGAGCCUGAUCACCACCCCACAAAACACAUCGCGAAUCAACUCCCUUCUCUCCCACCCAAACCAAUCACAAAUCCAAAUCCUUCACCUCCAAUUCCCACCUCAGCAGCAAUCCGGCGUUCCACAAGGCUGCGAGAAUUUGGACUCCUUGCCUUCACUUAGCUUACUCCCCAAAUUCUUGUCGGCAACAUCUCUUCUCUGUCAGGCAACCGAGGACUUGUUCCAGCAGCUGUCUCCCAGACCGAGCUGUGUGGUGUCGGACAUGGCGUUGCCUUGGACAAUUAAGGUUGCCCAGAAGUUCAAUGUUCCUAGACUUGUUUUCUACAGCUUGUGUUCGUUGUAUCUGUUGAGUAUGGCGAAUCUACGAGCCACAGGUGUUAUCGAAAAAAUCAUGUCUGCUUCUGAUUCCGAGCUAAUUGCUAUGCCCAAUUUGCCUGAUAAAGUCGAGUUCACUAAGCCGCAAAUUAUAUGCACUUUGGAUGCUGAGUUCAUGGAGUGGGCCAAUGAAACGGGCAAAGCUGACCAGGCUUCCUAUGGUAUCAUUCUCAACUCUUUUGAUGCUCUCGAACCAAAAUACCUCGAGGAGUUCAAGAAGGCCACAGGAUCAGACAAAGUUUGGUGUGUUGGGCCCGUUUCACUAUGUAACAGAGACACAGCCGACAAGGCUGUCCGAGGCAACAAGGCCGCCAUCGACGAACAUGAAUGUCUCAAAUGGCUCGACAGACAACAGCCCGGGUCAGUCAUCUACGCUGCACUCGGCAGCUUAUGCAACAUAGUAGCAGCGCAAAUCAUAGAGCUGGGGCUGUCUCUAGAGGCAUCGAACAGGCCAUUCAUUUGGGUCAUAAGACAAACAGAAGCCACCAAAAACGAACUAGAAAAGUGGCUGUCAGAGUCCGGGUUUGAAGAGAGGACCAAAGAAAGAGGGCUGGUGGUCCGUGGCUGGGCUCCGCAAGUGCUGAUAUUAUCACAUCCGGCAGCAGGAGCCUUUGUCACACACUGCGGCUGGAACUCGACCAUCGAAGGGAUCACGGCGGGAGUGCCGAUGGUGGCGUGGCCGCUGUUCGGGGACCAGAUAUUCAAUGAAAGAUUGAUCGUUCAGCUGCUGAAGGUUGGGGUCAGCGUGGGGGUGGAGAAGAGUGUUGUGUGGGGAGGUGAGGAGGAAAUUGGGGUUCAAGUGAAAAUGGAAGCCAUUAGAGAUGCAAUUGAGAAGGUGAUGGAUGGAGAGGGAAACAUGGAGAUGAGAAGAAGAGUGAGGGAUUUAGCUGAAAGAGCAAAGGCCGCCAUGGAAGAUGGAGGCUCUUCUAAUCUCAAUUUGAAGCGGUUGAUUGAAGAUAUUACGCAUCAGGCAGAGGUUCCCGAGGCCCACAAGUAGUCAUUUAUAAAAUACUCAAUAAGCAAUCUAUUUGUAAACUCUCGUCGGACUUAAUUCUUACAAUGAUUUCUUGAGCUAUGUGCUCCUAUCCUAACAUUGGCGUUCGCCAUUACCAUGGCUUA
Molecule: messenger RNA, 1740 nt
Organism: Cucurbita pepo subsp. pepo (vegetable marrow)
Lineage: Eukaryota; Viridiplantae; Streptophyta; Magnoliopsida; Cucurbitales; Cucurbitaceae
Source: RefSeq, a predicted model, not a curated record